Messenger RNA from Bipolaris zeicola 26-R-13, 2910 nucleotides. RefSeq lists its product as uncharacterized. Gene Ontology annotation, biological process: anatomical structure morphogenesis; negative regulation of transcription by RNA polymerase II; cell differentiation. NCBI's taxonomy places the organism in Eukaryota, Fungi, Ascomycota, Dothideomycetes, Pleosporales, Pleosporaceae. Gene Ontology annotation, molecular function: RNA polymerase II cis-regulatory region sequence-specific DNA binding; DNA-binding transcription factor activity, RNA polymerase II-specific. The transcript has 5 exons. The record is from RefSeq and is a predicted model, not a curated record. The coding region runs from base 1 to 2910 and encodes 969 amino acids.
AUGCGGUUCGUGUCAAGGCUGCACGUAUGUGCUGCCCUUGCUAUUUUCACGAUUUUGUACAUCACUUGGAUGAACUCAGCCGGCUUUGAGGAAACUGUACAUACCGUAUGGCGUGAAAGUGCGCAUCGCAUCGUGGUGUUUGGCAAUGAUUGGUCCGACACUGGCAGUUACCGUGUCUCGUCGCCAGCGUUAUCUGCUAUCGCUGCUCGCGACGCGGAUCGAGGCGAUUUGUGGGUAGAGACAUUAUGCAAAGAGCUCGAAUGUGAUACUGUUGACAACUUCGCACAUUCAGUGCCAACGGCGGCUGAUGGGGCACAGACUGGUGCUUUGGUUGACGCUGCAGUCUAUGUGGAAGCCAUGGGCUCAGAAAGCAAUAGUAGCGCUGUCAUGUCGUUUGACUUCAAGGCACAAGUGGAGCAGUUUGUCGCAUACAACAAAGGAAGACAGCUCAUCCCGCAACGCCUACGUAAAGAGGAUGAGUGGACAUUCUUCGCAGUCUACUUUGGCCUCUGGGACCUUCUGGAGUACUCGACACUGGAGAAGAGUAUUGCAAUGUACGCAAUUGAUAAAAGCAUCACAUCAUUAUUUCACCAACUUGAUGUGUUGGCUGCAGACGCCCCUUUCCCACCCAAGGUCGUCAUCCCGAAGAUGAUUGACGUUAGUUUCCUACCUCGGUUCCAGAUGAAGAAGAAAGCUUUGCGCGAGGCCCAAUUCGCGGAGAAUCAGCACCGACUCAUCUUCUUGUGGUCUUAUUGGAAUCUGGUUUUGCAUCGGACUGCGAAGAAUUGGAAGAACGGUAUAGUGUACAUGCCAGAGGCGAACGAGGCGAUCAUGCAAGAGGUCCGGGCCAAGCAACUUCACUCGAAACAACUCUCGGAUGCGUUUGGUGUUGGCAAACAAACGCCUCUUUUUGAGCACAUUGAGCAACCAUGUCUAGCUUCGCAGCGGGGAAGUGCGGGCAGUCUGCAAGCAUCCGACGUUCAAAAAUGCUCCACGCCAGCUGAGCACCUAUUUUGGCGCUACGUCAAAUCCACAAUGCAAACGGAACAUAUUUGUCCACAGUCCCCUAUAGAUGCCGCGAAGCCCCCACAGAGUUUGCGCAAGAGUAGUCGGAUCCAAGAGACACGCUCCAAUUCAAUGCCUAAUCUUACCACCGAGCGCAACUACGAGGACGAUCCAUCACCGACUGGCACAUCGUCUCCUCGGUCUACAAGGAAAAGGCAUGCUUGCCUUGUGGAAGCAUCUGAGAGCGAGGAAUCUGGCAGUCCGACAGAUGAGAAGCCACCUCCGAGUGCCACAUCAACAACUGCUGGGUCUCCGGACUUCGUAGGCCACGUCUGUCUCUGUCAGCCAGAACCAAAGAUACCCCGGCCCAGGAAUGCAUUUAUCCUCUAUCGGCAGCACCACCAGCAGGCUAUCAUUGCACGCAACCCUGGUCUCAACAACCCUGACAUUUCCAAGAUCAUUGGUGAACAGUGGAAGACUGAACCUGAAGAGCGCAAGAAGAUCUGGCAAGACCUCGCACAGGAGGAGAAAGCUAGGCACCAGGAACAGUAUCCUGAUUACCGAUAUCAGCCGCGUCGAAUAGGCAAAUCCGGUUCAUCGCCUCUGAAUCCUUUUGGCCAGCAUACCACUGUUGACAAAUAUCGUUGUCAACGGUGUGGCGGUCGCAGUAUCAAGACGCCUACUAGUCCAUAUUUUGACCCUUCUGGUAUCCCUAUAUUACCCCCUCCUAAUAUCACUGAAGGCAUCACACCAACAACUCGCUACCUACCAGUGAUCGGCAACCUUAGCAUGGAGUCACCUGUUCACCCACGGGGUCACGGUCCUCCGAAUCUCAACCACCUCAAAUUGAGAGUCACUUCGGGGAUACGCGACGACUCAGCAGCCCCGAGCCCUUCUACACCGAACAAGAAACGAAGGUUUGAAUAUGGACACCCACACCCUGCCCUCGGCCUCAGAGCAGAUGGGCCCUACUUUCCCUCGACACAGUAUGCCAGGCGCGAAUCUUUACCUCCCAUUCAGAUACGGUAUUCGCCCCCGAACAGCGCGACCAUGCCGCCUCCCCGCACACCUCGUGAUGGAAGGCUCUCGAUAGUGGAGGUGGGACCGUCGUCUCACAGCUCCAGCCCUAAAAGCGUAGAAGAAGUUCUUAGCGCCUAUGCGUACGGAAACAAGAUCAAGCUUCUUGGCCGCAUAACCCCUCCGUACAAGGAGCUCAGGGAGGGAAUGCCAUCUGGUAAAGAAGGCCGUGGCGCCAUUAUCGCUAUCGAAGGUGACGAUCUGGCUGCGGUCAAGGAGCUUUCAGAAUGGCUCAACGAGCACCUUGCCAAACAAGGCGAGUUCAAGCCCCAAAUCAACGAGCCACCAAGAGUUCCUGGCAACGAUGGCAAGGAUGUUACUUUCGACGAUUAUCUCGACUUGAUCAAGGAGUGGCAUGGCAAGAGCAAAGAGAUGAUUGAGUAUAUCACCACUACUUCUUCCGCCGCUUCCCCUUGCCAAGAUAUCAUGUCGGACAAAGAUGCUUCUACCAACACCACCACCUCGCGCAACGACUCCGCAAUGCUAUGCGACUCACCCGCUGCGACCCUAAAGCCCGUCAUCAUCCUACCUACCUUCCAACUCCAUGCAUCUGUCGUAUACGCGUCCCGCAUCCCCAUUCAAGACGCGUAUAGCGCAAUGGAUCAUUGGCAGUGGAUGGCUACGCUCUGGCGGGGAACCGUGGGCUCGGAUCUCACCCUGUAUGUCAAGAGCUACGAUGCCAAGGAGGGUCAGAUCGGGCAAAAGCCUGAAAUGGACGAUCCUAGCAGGUGCUACACUGUGUUCAAGGAGAAGGAAGGGAAGUUUACCGAGCCCGAUUUGAGGAGGGUUGGGUUUGAGGUUGGGGAGUGCAUCAAGGCUAUCAGGUAA